UUGCUUCAUAGAGAGAUAAACAUUUCCUUGUAUGAAACCAUGUACAUACAUAUCAAUACUUAAAUUAGCCAUUAAUAUUGUAAGAAAAGGAGAUUUAUUUUACCCAAAAAAUAAAAGAAAUAAUUACAGAAAAAAAAGGAAAGGAGAUUUUUAUUGGUUUGACGUUCCCAACCCAAACCCCGCGUUGCUUCUCUGUCCAUUUCUCUCAGACACAACAAAAGCAACCAACAGCCAAUCUCACCUGUCUUCUUCUUCUUCUCACACAAUCACAAACCCUAGAAUUUCAAUAAAGGCACAUGCACCUCCUCCUGGCUACUUUGUACGUUUGGAAAACAGAACUGAAGACGAUUUGUAUUUGAGGAAGAGAGUCAGGAUGCGUAGGUGGCUUUGUUGUACUUGUCAGGUAGAAGAGUCUUUCCCAUCAAACGAAAAUGAGCAUUUGAAGAGCCCGAGGAAUUAUUCAGAUGGGAACCAAAAGGGUUCAAGAGUAGCAGCUCCUGUCAAACCUGAAGUGCAAAAGGCAGCACCGCCUAUUGAGGUGCCUGCUUUGUCUCUGGAAGAACUCAAAGAGAAGACUGAUAAUUUUGGAUCCAAGGCAUUGAUUGGUGAAGGAUCUUACGGAAGAGUGUAUUAUGCAAGCCUGAACAAUGGGAAAGCUGUGGCUGUAAAGAAGCUUGAUGUUUCUUCUGAGCCUGAGACAAAUGUUGAAUUUUUGACCCAGGUUUCCAUGGUUUCUAGAUUGAAGCAGGAAAAUCUUGUUGAGUUGCUUGGUUAUUGUGUUGAAGGAAAUCUUCGUUUGCUUGCAUAUGAAUUUGCCACCAUGGGAUCUUUGCAUGACAUAUUGCAUGGUAGAAAGGGAGUUCAAGGUGCACAACCGGGUCCCACACUUGAUUGGAUGCAGCGAGUGAGGAUUGCAGUUGAUGCAGCUAGAGGAUUGGAAUACUUGCAUGAGAAGGUUCAACCUUCUAUAAUACACAGAGAUAUCAGAUCUAGUAACGUGCUUCUCUUUGAAGACUUCAAAGCCAAGGUUGCAGAUUUCAACCUUUCAAAUCAGGCCCCCGACAUGGCUGCUCGCCUUCAUUCUACUCGAGUUUUGGGAACCUUUGGUUAUCAUGCACCAGAGUACGCAAUGACAGGACAAUUGACACAGAAGAGUGAUGUGUACAGCUUUGGGGUGGUUCUUCUUGAGCUUUUAACUGGGAGGAAACCUGUUGAUCAUACCAUGCCUCGUGGACAGCAGAGUCUUGUUACUUGGGCUACUCCAAGGUUGAGUGAAGACAAAGUCAAACAAUGUGUAGAUCCAAAGCUUAAGGGAGAAUAUCCUCCGAAAGGAGUUGCAAAGUUGGCAGCUGUGGCAGCAUUGUGUGUUCAGUAUGAAGCUGAGUUCCGGCCAAAUAUGAGCAUUGUUGUGAAGGCACUUCAACCACUCCUGAAGCCACCAGCCCCAGCUCCAGAUGCUUCGUAAUCAGAGCAGGUACCCCAGUUCUGUUGGCAGUCAAAAUAUUGUUCAUUCUUCAAAUAUUCUGGUUUCGUUUGCCUGGGAGGAUUACAAGUCGGAAGUUUCUAUAUAUAUAUUUGUUUAUUUUUUAUGAGAUUGGAUGUGUAGGGUUGGAUUGGCCAAUUUCAUUUCCUUGCCAAAAUAUGUCUGUUGAUUACUGAGUCACAACAAACUGACUAGGAUUGGGUUGGGGAGGGUGGAGAUUUCUUUCUUUCGCUAAAUCUUUUUUUUUUUUUUCUUAUUCCGGAUUUCUAUUUAUGUGCUACAAAAUGUGUUUGAUAUUCUGUUCCUCAUAAACAAUCUGUUGCUUCUUUCA
This is a messenger RNA of Humulus lupulus (European hop), 1814 nucleotides long. RefSeq names its product PTI1-like tyrosine-protein kinase 1. NCBI's taxonomy places the organism in Eukaryota, Viridiplantae, Streptophyta, Magnoliopsida, Rosales, Cannabaceae. The record is from RefSeq and is a predicted model, not a curated record. The coding region runs from base 32 to 1465 and encodes 477 amino acids. Gene Ontology annotation, biological process: protein phosphorylation. The transcript is spliced from 8 exons. Gene Ontology annotation, molecular function: protein tyrosine kinase activity; ATP binding.